AUACUCCAUAUAAAAUAAAUAAUAUAGAGUAAUAUAAUAAUAAAUAUAAGAAUACGAUACAAGUAGCCGUUGGAGCCUUCUCCUCUCUAUAUAAAGAUCCCAUUGGUUGGUGUUUGAGUGAUCCCUUCGCCAAAACAAAAGUGGUACCUUUUAUUAAAACUGACAAAACCCCAUCUCUUUUCUUGGGUGUUCUUCCUUCUCUAGCUAGAUCCCCUUUUCUUAUGGCAGAUAUUCAAUAGAUUUUAAUCUACUUGAAUUUUGUUUAUAUAGUUAUAUAUCUAGUUAUCUUGUUGGCUGUUGAUCCUUGUUUAUUUGAGAUCAAUCACAACUUUUUUUUUUCCCUUUGCUUUUAUCUUAAUUUUCAAACCAUUUUUUGUUAAUCUCAUUUUGAUUAUGGAUACCGCUUUGAUGCACUACUCAUCCGGUGAUUACAAGCACCACCGGAUAGGAAAUCCAAAUUGGAGUUUCCAUACUACUACUAACCGUACUUUAUAUUCUCACCCAUCUGAUAAUUUAUUGUUGGCGAGUUUUCUCGCCAACAAAAACAUAGGUGGCGGGGGCAGUUUUAUGUCUUUACCCCCGCCUAAUGUUUUCAGAUCACCACAUAACUUUCAACAUCGCGGUCAACAACCGCCUCUCCUUCCCCUUCCAAUCUCAAUCCCAAGAAACAACAACCAAACUAUGAGCAUCAACAAUAUCGCUCGUAGUAAUAGUACUACUACAACUACUAACAAUAAUAUCCGAUUAUCGUCUACUAAAAUCAACAAAAAUAAUGUGAAAAACCGGGGGAGAGAUCAUUCUGUCACACCAAAAAAGUCUAAAUCUCAAAAGAAGGAUCAGAAGAAAGAUGAACCGGUUGGACCGGAUCCUAAAGAUCUACCAAAAGUGGAUUUAAUUAGUAAGGUGUUUUCUUCAUCAAUUAUUAAUAAUAUUGAUAAGUUUUCAGGUUCUGUUGUGUUUACACCUUCACCACCACCUAGCAGCUUGCCUUUGCCUACUUUUUCACUAAGGCCAAAGAUGAGCUGCAGCGCCCAAGCGGCCGGUGUCGAUAACGGAGCUACGGAUAGUCUCCGUCGACUUCUCCGUCUCCCGUAAAUCGAUGGAUCUAAUAUAGAUGUGUACUACAUGGUUGAUGCUACUGUUUUAUUAUGCAUGGUACUAAUGUGGACAUAUAUUAUAUCAUGAAGGGGAAAAAAAGGCUAUAUUUGAUGCUUUUUUUUUUAAAUAACCCUAAGUUUAAAAUAAUUGUUGAAUUAGGAUUUCUUGUGAUUGUAUGUUAUUGUAACUUGUGUCGUCUGCCUGAUUUUUUUUAAUUGGCAUGCAGUGCACAAGACUGAUAUGAUUUACAUGUUGUGAUAAAAUGUUUAAUGUUUAUUUUUGUUAAUGUUGUAAGCAGGAUGGAUGUCAAAUGUAUGAAUGUUUUCUUAUCU
This is a messenger RNA of Erigeron canadensis, 1430 nucleotides long. RefSeq lists its product as uncharacterized. The transcript has a single exon. The record is from RefSeq and is a predicted model, not a curated record. The coding region runs from base 394 to 1095 and encodes 233 amino acids. NCBI's taxonomy places the organism in Eukaryota, Viridiplantae, Streptophyta, Magnoliopsida, Asterales, Asteraceae.